This is a messenger RNA of Drosophila ananassae, 4088 nucleotides long. RefSeq lists its product as uncharacterized. Lineage: Eukaryota; Metazoa; Arthropoda; Insecta; Diptera; Drosophilidae. The transcript has 4 exons. The coding region runs from base 559 to 3564 and encodes 1001 amino acids. Gene Ontology annotation, cellular component: nucleus. Gene Ontology annotation, molecular function: zinc ion binding. The record is from RefSeq and is a predicted model, not a curated record.
UGGCAGCAACAGAAACCAGCAGCGUUUGUUCGCUCAUUUAUAUUUUGAGUGUUCGUCGCGACGCAAGUGAAAAAAAGUUUCUUUCGGUCCGUUUUUAAAACCACGUUAAACGGGUCGAUUUGGCGGGGAUAAAGCCGCAGAAACCCACUACCGGAAACUGAGAUACAUCGGAAUCGGAGUCCUCAGCCCCCCGGCCAGGAAUUCCAGGUGGAAAACACGAUUUCUCGCUUUUCUCCAAAAACGUAGCAUAACGAGUGCGGACAGCGUUAAAGAAGAAAGCAAAAUGUGAGAUUGGAGAUCGCUCUCUCUCUCUCUUACAGUUUGUUAUUAUUUGUUUCGCACGCUCUCCCGUUUUAUUGUCCGCGCGAUCAUUUACGAAUCAGUGUGGGCAAGAAGUAGUGCGAAUUUCCGAACUGCAAGGUAGUCCGGGCCACCCCUCCGGCCUCCUCGUGGAACACACUCCUGUUGCCUGUCCCAGGCAGGAUGCUAAGCGCGCAGCUCUGAGCCCGCGGCGAUAAGGAUAGCGUAAGGAUCUACCUGUGCAGCUGGACCCGCGACAUGGAGGCCGAGUUCGAGCACCUGUGCCGCAUCUGCGCGGCCAACACCAAGAGCAAGACCAACUCCGUGGUGGAGAGCGUCUUCAUCUUCAAGACCCAGGGCCUGAAGGACAAGAUUUCGCGGCAUCUCUACCUGAGCGUGGACGAGGACGACCCCCUGCCCAAGGUGCUCUGCAAAGCCUGCUACCGACAGGUGGAAGCCACUGCCUCCCUCUCCAACAUCGCCAAGCACACCCAGGUUGUGUUCCGCGACUUUCUGCUCAGCACGCUGCCCAAGAAUGCCCGCGAGGCAGCCGCCGCUCAGCUCACUGCUCCGCCUCCUCCCGCCCAGAAGCCCCGGCCCGGGCCAGCUGCCCGGACGGAAGAUAAGCAGCCGGCAGGCGAUGAAUCCCGUCCGAUAGUACUGACCCGGAUUCCGAAAAACGUCACGGUAACGAAGACCCAGGCGGAUGAUCCACCACAGAGCGACCUGAUCGACAAAAGCAAGGAAGGCUCCCGGGAGACUGUAUCCGUAAACUUUGACAAAGGCGGACCACCGCAGGAGAAAGUGGUGUCAGCACGACGCAGCAGCGUUUUCGUUGAUUCGCGCUAUGGAUCUGCCCCGAUGUCCAUCGCACAGCGGUCCAUGAAGAAUCCGCCCUCGCUGGUUCCGCUCCACUCCGAAGUAUCGAUCACCAGUGCGCCCAAAAUCAGUCCGGAGAAGAAGCCCUCGCCGGCGGGCGUGAUAAACUUCAUUCAGACCCACGGACGCAUUACGGGCAAGGUGCCCGUGACCAGCCAGGAGGCCAAGAACCCACAGCCACCGCCAGUUCCUGCACUGGCAAGGGUCAGCAACCCCGCAAUGCCCAAGCUGCCUACCAACGUCCUCCAGCAGAAGCGUAGGAAUCUUAAAAACGCCGUCAACAACAUCAAAGCCAUUCAGAGCGGACAGGUCUCGUUGCUGAAGUCGGCACAGGCACGGGGGCCAGUGGAGGAAACAAGGCCGUAUGUGACCACCACUCUGGUGCCCAAGCAGACCAUGUUCGGGUUUGAGCCUUCGGUGGAGGAAGUGCUGCCAGAGCACAUGAUAUUCGCCGCGCCCAAGAAGAAGAGGGACGACGAGGAAGCGACUCUCCAGACCGGGCCCCCGAAACUGGCGAAAAUCAUGCCUGUCCCAAACAACCCGACGGCUGCUGUUCACCAAGCUCCAUGUUCCUCGAACGCUUCGAGCCCUGUGAAGAGUCUCACAGAGGCCAUUUCGCUGGGCAGCGUCAUUCGGGACCCGGACUUGCUGAAGCUCAUCCUGAAGGCUCUGAAGUGGCCAGUUUCGGCCGGGAACUGCGAGGAUCAGAUGAACCGAUUGAAGAACUCCAAGUUCGCGGUCAUCAUGUCGGACAGCAACCUCUUACAGGACACAGAUCUCACCCAGCUGUUGGGGCCCUACUUGGCUCCCAUGCUAGCGCUCGCCCAGCAGCAGGAGAAGCAGUCGCCUCCGCCCCUUGUGGCGGCCUCUUUCUCUGCCUCGAGCAGCUCUGCGCAGGGCCCCAAGGAUAUACUCAACCUGGCCGAUCUGUCGGGAGCCAUUCCCUACAAGCUGCCGCCAGAGACCUCGGUUCAGCUGGUGCCAUCGAGUCCCACGGAGUUGGAACCCCCUCCACUGCGUCUCACAAAGCUCGUCCAGGCUGGCAAACGUUCUCAGCGCAAGGGGCGCAGCCGGGAAGGCCCCGCUAGAGGUCCCUCUCUCCCGCGAACCUCGGCACCUACUGCGAAUGCCGCACAUGUCACCAACGAGCUGUUGAACCUGAACUCCACGCUCCUCUCGCAAUUCGAAUCAAACCCAGCCGACGCUCUCAACGAAGCGCUCCUCUCGAUGCUGAAGCAGCAGCAGGAAGCCAAGGAGCAGCGCAGCUCGCGUCGCCGUCGCAGUGCGUCCAACAGCGUCGUGAACCUGGAGGACAUUGUGUUGGUGGAGCCACAGCCACCCUUGGACCUGGAGCCAAUUGCAUCGAAUGUCGUACAUCCGGAGGCCUCCAAUCGUCGACCCCCACCUCUGGCUUCGACCCAACCAACUCCAGUCACCAGACCCAUCGUGAAGAGGCGCAAAACUGUGAUUCAGUCGCUGAAACCGUCGGAUGUCCCAACACCCAAUAAUGGCGGCGCGCCGAUGGCUAAGAGCGCGUCAAAAGUAGUACACCCCACGGUGGCCAAGACUCCGGAAAAGGACACCGCCGAGGUGGAGCCGACCAGCGAGGAGCAGCCAGUCGUUGAACCGUCCCAGGCACCGUCAAGCACCGUUCCGGAAGCCACCAAUGCCGAUCAUGAUGCUGCAGAGGAACAGCUCGAAGUUGCAGCGGAGGAUGCCUCAGAUAAUGCGGAUACGGAAAGUUCCAACAGGGGCGGACCUGGCAAUCGGAAGUCGGAGGUAAAGGCGGUGCUCGGCCAGAAGCUUCUGGAGGCGAUUGGCCUGCCGCAGCUAGGAAAGGAUGUGGCGCCUGAGAGCUCGCGCGACAGCCUGCGCAGUGCCCUGAAGCGCUCCCUGAAGCAGGCUCAGGAGCAGCAGCAGCAGAUGAAGCGCACCAAGCACGAGGAGCCGGUGAAGCAACCGGCCGAUUCCACCACCAAGCCAAGUGCCGCGGAGUCGGCGGAUGAGCGGAAGAAGGCGAUUGCCGAACGGGAGCUGGCGCUGCUGAAGCGGAAAGUGGCGGAAGAUCCCAAAGAGGCCCCGAAAGAUGAGAAGUCAGAGCGAACCGAUGUGAGCUCAUCCUCGUCGCGGAACCGCCGGAACCGCAAAUCAAAGACGGACGAAGCUAUGGAGGAUUCUGGAGACGAGGAGAAGAAGCCCGAGCGGUGGGACGAUGACGACGAGCUGCCGCUGAAGGCGGACGGGGAGAAAGGUCCCGAGGAGCGGAGCAGCAGCAGCAACAGCAACCGGCCCACCCGGGCGAGCAAGACCCAGUCCAAGUAUUACAAAGGACCGUCCCUCAAGUCGCAGCACUCCAUGGGAACGCGGUCGACCCGGCAGCGCUGAGAGCCCUCGGAUAUCAUUUCUCAUAUGAAAUAUGUGAAACUAUUUUUGGACAAUUAGCCAUUUAGCGCAUAAGGAUUUUCAAACAAGUUUGUGUACAAUGUACACGCGAAUCUAGAGCCUAAGUAUCUAAGAUUAAGGAGCGAAGUUGGAAGCUGUGUUGACGGAAAAUAGUUCAACUGUUGGAAGAGUCAGACAGCCCUGGGUAACUCUUAGUUACGACCUGGUGGAACUGUACAGAAUAUAUAUUUAUGUUAAGGAGCAGCCUUGGAGCUAUGUACACCUUAAAUACGGAAGAAUCGCAAUUUAGUUUUCUCUUUUCCGGAGGGCGUUGGAGUUCUCCGCCUAUUUAACUCACAUGUUCACUUGAAGUUUAUUAUUUAGUUUUAUACUUUGAAUAUAAAAGCACCUUCUAUUAGAAUAGUAUCUAUCAGAGAGGAGUAUCUAUAAGUUUGUAAACUGAUCAUACACCUUAUUGUUCUGUAUAUGGAGAGAAUACACUUUUUAGUUUAAAAUGUUGGAACAAA